UUGAUUGUUUCAAAAUGUAAACACAUUACAAACUCGUAACUAAUUCUUAAUCCAUGUACCAGAUCAUAAUCUCUCGUUUACAGUUUUAAUCUAACUAAAUUUGCUAAAUCAUCUUCACCAUUCAUUUGAUCACCACGUCUCUCCAAGUACACUUGUGGUCCUUUAGCUUAGUUGUUGGCUCGGUGACAGCCUUUUCUUUGAGCAGAGCUUGCAUACAUUCACCCUUGGACUUGUCUCGUGCACCACACACUUUCACGUGAUCAUCUAUCACGUUUAUUCCAUGCAAUUUAACAUUGCACGCGAUCUUUGCUCGAUCACCACUUUUCUCUUCACAAAACACGCUCCUCAAUCCGAGUGAGGCAAGUGAUACAACACCAUGUCUUUCCCUGAGCUACAUGAAGAAUUACUGACUCAAGAGCUUUGUGAAGAUAUAUGCGAUUUGAUCCAUGAUAAGGAUACAUACCCCAAUUCUAUCUCCUUCGUAUGAUAUCUGUAAAUAGACAAAUUAGGAUUAAGUUUUGAAAACAAACUACACAAUUGCAAUAAAUCACAAGGAAACAAAUUAAAGGCUAAUAAAUAAAUAACUAAAUUUUCAUUAAACUUUUCAAUUCAUUUAAGCAAGAGAACUCAAAAUAUGGUAAGAUCUCAUAGGAAAGCAUAUAAUCCGAAAAUGGUCUUCCCCUCCUUAGUCGGCAAUUCAUGGAUGUCAAUAAAGUCAAAUGUUGACUCUUCAACGAUUUCGGCUAUGACUUUAGCAAAAUAAUUGAGCUCAAAUUCCCACUCGUCCAAAGUCAAUAAAUAUCAUACUUACUAGAAGCACAUUUUCAUUCGGCUUCUACUUAUCCAUUGCACAACACCAUAAACAAUCAACUGAUGAUAAAUCUUUUCCUUUUCUCCCUACUCUCAAUCUCCUCUGCUCAACCCCUCCCAAGAUUACUCACACCCCUCAACAAGGACCCCAUCACCUCUCUCUACACCAUACUCCUCAACUCCAUCGACCCUUACGUCAUCGACAUCGCAGCUCCCUUCUCAUGGCGCCGCUGCCCCUCCGCUCCCCACCCCACGGUGGCUUGCUUCACCGCGGAAUGCACCCAAGCUCAAUACCUACCCUCACCAUGCCCCUUACCUCCAAUCUCAUCAACAACCCCAUGCAAAUGUAUGGUAUCCCCUAGAAACCCCAUAACCCAAUCUUGUGCAUGUGCUCAGCUGACUUACACCAAUAUCACGGAUCGUGGGGCCCAUAUUUUCUUGAAACAUAUAUUCCUAUCAUGUGCUCCAAACCCUCUCUUUGAGUCUCUCCCCAAAGGAGCAGUAGGCCUAGCAAGCCUCUCUCUCGCUCCUCUCUCUCUCCAAAACCAAUUCUCCGACCGGCUUCCUCAGCUUAGUCGAACAUUCGCAAUGUGUUUGCCGAGCGCGAGUUCAAGAAAUGGGGCUGUUUAUUUCGGCAAUGCAUCUGAUCACAGUCUCUUAUCGUACACCCCGCUUCUCACCAACCCUAAAACUGCGGAUUACGCAGUUGGGAUCAAGGGUUUAUCGGUAGGUAAGCACUCAGUUAUUGCGAUGUCUCCAUUCGAAGGGAUUAGGCUAAGCACGGUUGUGCCUUACACUACUCUAGCGGCCGAUGUUUAUGCGAGAUUUGUGGAGCGUUUUGAAGAGGGGAUGAUGGGUGUGCCUAAGAUGAAGAGUGUGCCGCCAUUUACGACGUGUUACAAAGAUAGUGCGGUCGGUUUUAGCCGUGUGCCGCGGAUUGAUUUGGAAUUUGAUGGUGGCAAGAAUUGGACGAUUUUUGGGGCGAAUUCGAUGAGGCGAGUCGGUGGAGAUACGACGUGUCUUGCGUUCUUGGACGGCGGAGAGAAGGCGGCGCUCAAGAUCGUGAUCGGAGCGUUUCAGAUGGAGGAUAAUUUGUUGGUGUUUGAUGUUGAUCGAUCGAGGUUUGGGUUUAGUUCCUCGUUGUUGUCUGAGGGGAUGUCAUGUAGCAACUUUAAUUUUACAAAAUAAAAAUAAUUUAUAUAGUAAGUUAAUUAAA
Messenger RNA from Salvia splendens (bonfire salvia), 2026 nucleotides. Its product is annotated as chitinase CLP. The record is from RefSeq and is a predicted model, not a curated record. NCBI's taxonomy places the organism in Eukaryota, Viridiplantae, Streptophyta, Magnoliopsida, Lamiales, Lamiaceae. Gene Ontology annotation, biological process: proteolysis. Gene Ontology annotation, molecular function: aspartic-type endopeptidase activity. The transcript has a single exon. The coding region runs from base 874 to 1998 and encodes 374 amino acids.